UCAACUUGGAAGUGUCAAAAAGAAAGACGUGAGUCAAAAAUUUGAUUGAUUUAUUUUUUGAUCUAGUAAAUAUUUGUUAUCACUCAUCUAUGGUGCAAGAAGCUGAUAGCUGUGGUGUUGUUAACUUUUGAGGCGGGAGAAUGGCUUUGGCGAGCGGUCUGCGGCCGCUCCAAGUUUUUAUUCUAUUAUUGAGUGCCAGGAUUUUAUCUGUCUUUCUGGUGCAAACCUGGUAUGUUCCUGAUGAAUACUGGCAAACAUUGGAAGUGGCCCACAAACACGUAUUUGGUUAUGGAGAAUUGACUUGGGAAUGGCAAAAAGGCAUACGAAGUUACUUAUAUCCAAGUGUAGUUUCAGCAAUAUACUAUGCUUUGAAAUUAACCAGCCUCGAUUAUCCUACGAUUGUGGUACUGGCCCCAAGAAUUUUUCAAGCUGUUCUAAGUGCUUUUGCGGACUACAGCUUUUACAAAUGGUCAGGAAAUCGUAAAUGGGCACUGUUCGUCAUACUAACAUCAUGGUUCUGGUUCUAUACUGCAAGCCGUACACUGCUACAAACAACGGAAACUGCACUGGUUGCAAUUGCACUGUCUAUGUUCCCAUUUAAAGCAGGGAAACCUAGUUAUUAUGAAAAAGAAGACAACAGAUGGGUGUGGAUUGCUUGUGUGUCAGUUUUUGUUCGCCCCACUUCUGCACCGUUGUGGAUUGUUCUCUCAGUGUAUAACUUAAUGACAACCAAUAAGGGGCCACUCAAGCAAUUGCUGUCUACAUAUUUGCCUAUUGGUAUUCUUUCUUCUGGAGUCCUUAUCGGACUUGACUCAUUUAUGUAUGACAGACUAAUUGUGACACCUUGGGAAUUUUUCAAGGUCAAUAUUAUUCAGGACAUUUCCUCAUUCUAUGGAGAACACCCAUGGUAUUGGUAUUUAACUCAGGGUUUGCCUGCAGUACUGGGAAUCAGUUUGCCCUUGGUUCUCUGGGGUAUAUUGGCAGUGGUCCGCAGACCAAAGGAACACAUAAUUGGUGUGGUCAUUCUCACAGCAGCUGCCUUUCAUAUCAUAUUGCACAGUUUGAUUAGUCACAAGGAGUUCAGAUUCGUCCUGCCGCUGCUGCCGAUGCUGAUGUACCUUGCCCAAGAUGUCAUCGUGCCAUGGAGUAGGAAAGCUAAAAAAUGGCAACUGUACACCCUAGCCGGCUUACUAGUGGUGGGUAAUGUAGCACCUGCUUUCUACUUUGGUACCGUACAUCAGAGCGGCCCGCUGCGAGUGAUGCCCCUGCUACGUGAGGAGAUCAAAGACAAUAAAACCUCUGUACUGUUUCUGAUGCCUUGCCAUUCAACACCACUUUACAGCCACCUCCAUGCAAACAUCACCACCCGCUACUUGCACUGCGAGCCCACAUCUGCCAACACUGAGGCAGAGAACUUCUACAACAACCCGCUGAGCUGGUGGCGUUCCGAACUAGCCAGAAAGCAGCCGUACACCCUGGUGGUAAUGUUUGAUGUGCUGCGUGGACGACUCGAGACUGUGCUGGCCGACUACGAGUUACUGUAUGAUGUACCACACACCGAGCUACCAGAAGGUGAAGUGAGUGAAAAAAUUCUGGUGUUCAGAAAGUUAAAUAAACGUACUGUGCAGCCUGAUCCAGUUGUGUAAUUAUUAUAAUUACAUAAUAUUACACUCUUACACAUGAAAGCUCUAUUCUAUAAUGUCAUUACACUUAGUAAUCACAGGAUAUUUUCGUGUGACACUUGAAACAAUGCCAAAUCAAAUUUUUUAUUUGAUCCAGUGAUAUUAUUUCUACGUGGAAAGGUUUUUGGGUUAAAAGGGAUUUGAAUAAUAUCUUGUAUUGCCAGAAGAAGAACGCAUGAAACAAAAGAAUUAGUAUUUUUUAAAUGAUCUUUAAAAUUAAAUGAUUUUAUUUUAAAAGGAUAUUGAUGUGCAUAUUUCUAAAAUUUUGUAAUGUUAACAUUAAUAUUUGUUUACUGAAUUUUAGAAAAAUAAAAUAAUAUUCUAAUGGCUUUAUAGAAUAGAACAGUAGUGGUUUUAGAAAACUUAAGAGACAUAUUUCUGUAGGACAACUUUUAACUAAUUAACACAGGUGAAUUGUUUCCUGUGAACUGGUACUGUUUCUUAGCGAGAAUUAAAUACCUUAUAAAUAGAGAUGGGAUCUAUAGUCGAUUAAUCGGAUACCGGAUAUUCUAACCAUUGUAGCUUGUAGCUGUUAUGUUAAACUUAGUGUUAGGACGCGCUUGAAUGACAUUUACGGCCUUACAAAUAAACUUGGUAUUAAGUUAUACCUGAGAAUAAACCAAGCAUAUGCAAAAAAAAAUACAAAUUGAUAUUUUGCAUAUGAUUGGUUUAUUCGGACGUAUAACGCAUCCCGCGUUUAUUUACAUUAAUAUUAACACACUUUCGCGCGCGUAAUCAACGGAUUUGAAGCUCAGAGGGAUCGGAUCGCGAAAGGUUUAUAAUUAUCAUUGUAUUAACAGUGUUUUCAGCGCUUAUAGCUAACAUUUUGUGUUUACUCGGUUUAUUCUCUGGUAUACAAAGUUUAUUUGUAAGGCCCUAAUGUAUUUAUUUUUUCAACUUAAUUUAUCUUAUGUUAAUAAGAAAUUAUUAUUGGAUAAUAGAAAUUCACCCGAUACGGGCUAUCCGUCGUAUCUCUAUUUAUAAACCAUCGUUUAAGAAGUCUUUAGACUAUGGAAAAGUUUUAUUUCAUGAAUGUUGGGAUGACAAAUUAUCAUUAACGUUGUUAUGCAUUUCUAUUUCAUUUUUAUACAUAUUUUUGUGACAAAGAAUGUGACAGGAAUUUAGCCUCUACAGUUAUCAUUUAAUAUUUUUUUAUUCAUCAGCUGCUCGCCGUACAGUUUAUUUUCGUGGCUCACAAAGUAUUCAUUCGGAUUUUAUGCACAAACUAAUAGGUAUUAAUUUUUGCCUAAAAUCCUAAUUUGUUUAAAAAAAAGUAGAAUUAGACCUUACAACAUGGGCAAUCUGGCAGUGAAAGUUAUGUCAAAAUCAAUUCAUUGAUUUGACGGAACAAAUUGACAGACUACUGAUCUUUUCUGGCUUUAUUCCGUGUUCAUAUUCCUAUGCAUUUCGUAAAAAAAUUAUUUUUACAAUAUAAACACACUUUAAUUUUAUGCGAAGAAUUUGGUUUGUAGUACAAAAUCAAGUUUGUACCCCAAAACAGUAGUAAUAGUUAUUAUUAUAUAAUUGACAUUAUUUUUUAUGAUAAAGACAUUAUUAUUAUUAUAUUUUUUACAUGUUUCCGUAGUAAUUCAAUGAUAAAAAUUCAAUUGAUAUUCAUAUCAUUAAUUAAAAUAGCUGUACAAUGAUGGAUUAUUGACAUAAUUAUUGCAUUAAAUUAAUUAUUUAAAUGUGUUAAUUAAAUUUAAAAUAUAUAUAUACAAACAUACAAAAAAAUUAAACAAAUUUCAUACAUUUUUCAUUUCAUUUAUUCAGAAUUUACUUUUAUUAAUAAAUAAUAAUUAAUUUUUGUUUCUAAGUUUUGAUUAGUGUUAUUGUGCUGCGAGUGUCUAAGAUUAUAAUAUUGUGUAUUUCACAAAUCCAUGAACUUAUAGCCAGAAAUCUUGGCACUCUGGCUGUCAUCAAAUGAGAGAGCGGUAUUGCCGAUGUAGCUAUCUUGCUCACAAGUUCGUACAUGGGAAAAUGUAUAAUAUCUACUAUUAAAUUUUACUCGAUUAUUCAAAUAUUUUUUUUGCAUUUCGAUCAUAAACAGUAACGGGUCGAAUUAUUCGAGUGAUAUCUGUAAGUAUUUGGAAAACUGUUUAAUAUAAAACAUAAAUACGUUUAUAAACGAAAAAAUAUGUAUUUGUAAUAUUAUAUUACUGUGAGAAAUUUUAAUAUCGAAAUUAAAUAUUCGACGUUCUACUAUUAUAACAAAAUUAUUGACCCCGCGUGCCAGUAAUUUAUUGAAUAGUAUAUAUCCUAUUACUAGUGUUAUAAUACUAUAACAAAUAUACUUGCCAAAGGUUCAUUUAAGAAUACCUCGGGUUUUGUAAUUGUACUUCAAAUGAUCCUUUCAUUCGUGUGACGUAAAUAUUUUUACUUUAGUUUGUAGUUAUGGUGCACUGCAUUUUUCAAGAAAAGUGUAUUAUCACAGAUGUCAUAUUUGACAUCUGUCAUGUUUUGAUUUGACACUUAAUAAUGAUCAAUUUCUUUGUUGUCUACAGUCAUAAACAUAUUCUGCUGUAGUAUAUAAUGUCAUACCCGUGUCUCGAAUUGCUCUGUGAGUAUUAAGGCAAGGGAUAUAAUAAGAACUAAAUCAAGUUGUAACUUAAAAUCAUAGCAGUAAUAUGUUAAAUUGUAGACAACAUUAUAUUUCUUAUUCGAGCAAGCCGAGGUGCAGACAGACGAAUUAUUUAUGUACCAUAGAAAUUAAAAUAUACUCUUUUAUAAUUAAUGAUUGUUCUAUAUAUCAUCUCGAGACCACCGAUUUAACAAGUUUGAAUAUAUAUAUUAUUUUAUUUACACUUUCUGUUGGGACUUGAUGCAUUUGCAACAUUAUUUUUGGUGAACUAUAAUCAUCUUUAAUUAAAUUGUAUUUUUAAUGAUCAACCUUAUAUAUUCAAUCUAACACUAUCUGGUAUUUGUUUUGAAAUCUAUUAAGGAUACUGUGUUAUUUCAGCGGUUUGUCAAACUAAUAUGGUAAGAUUUUUUAUUUGUCAUUUCGUUUUGUGUACUACACGGCCACAUCAUCUUUGGACCUCCUCACUGGGACUUGAAGCCCUCUCUCGUUCCCCUUUCAUCCCCUCGCUGUCGUCCUGUUGCGUCAAUACGGUUUGCAGUUCAAUACCGUUACAUAUUCAUUGCUUUGUUUUUGAAGUCAUUGUUAUGUUUUGACUUUUGUUCUGACAGAAAAAUAGACACUUUUUUACUUAACCCAGAUUCUUACACUAUUUUUUCAUCAUUAUAAAAGUAAUAAUCAGCAAUAACAACAACAAAGCAUACAAGAUUUUAUGACGAUACGUCACUCGAAAGGUUAGCUCAGUUGGCAGAGCACUGGCUAGGAACGCCAGAGGUCGUGGGUUGGAGUCCCGCAUCGUUCAUAAAAUUUUGUUUUCAAAUUUUAUUUGUGUAUUAAUCCUAGAAGUGAGGUUUAUCACUUUAAAAACAUAACAAAUUAACCUUUACAUUAAUCAGUAAUUCAUAAAUUAAAAUAAUUAAUAAAAAUGUUCUAGUGAUGCUUGUUUUGCACACCGUAAGGCUUCGUUCACACGGCAUUGUCCUGCACGUUUUUUUGCAGUAUACGUCUUAACGUAUAAAUAGUGACCCUAUAACGUUCAUAGAAUCAUUCACACGUCGAUUGUACUUCAAAAAAACGUGUACCGCUUAUACGUUUAAACGCAUACUCAACGAUCUUGUCAAGCAAAUCGAAUGAACUUUGACGUAUUCGGUUCGCAGUGGCAUAUGGUAUAGCUUUGCCUCCUUCACACGACACGAUGUCAUACGUGUUUUAUCGAAUAGCAACCGAAGAAGCGUUUAGUACCUGAGCGUCUUUUGGAGGGGUGGCAGCGUGGAUCCAUCAGUGACGUCUACUCACUGUGACAACUGUGGAAACUGUGGCUAUUCGUUUAUACACGAAUGAAAAUUUACCAUAUGAACACCCGGUUGACUAUACGUUGAAAAACGAUUACAGAAAAACGUGCAGGACAAUGCCGUGUGAACGAAGCCUAACCAAGCGACGAUGUGACGUCAUCGCCGUCUGAUCCAGAGAUGACGUAACCGGGUAGUAGUGCUUUCUGUUGUCUUGUCUUGUGGCAUGUGACUUCGAACAACUCUCGUGGCGAGUUGCACAUUUAUUAUUGAUAUGUACGGUUCUCCAAAAAUAAUGCGAAACGUUAAUCAAUAUGACACAAAUUUAGUAUCGAAUAUAUUGAUAAUUAUAUACAUUGGCUUAUUAUUAAUCUUAGUAUAAGGUAUUUUGUGCUAAAUUAAUGUAGCUUUAAGAUUGGAAUUGCAAUAGAUAUUAUGAUAUAGUACCUAAGCUUAACACAUUUUGCUCAAGGUUCAAAGACGAGUAAGUAAUGUUUUCCUUAGUGGAUUAUAUCAUAUUGAAAUGUUUUUAUAUACUUAUAUUGUAAGAUUAACAUAAGGAGUAUAAAGUAUUUUCUGUUUUAGAGGGAUAUUAUUUUCAUUGUGUAGAUGACAAUAUGAAAUAAUAUUUCGAUUUAUUUUGUAUGCAUCAACAUAACACGUUUUCUUUUAAACGAAAUUUUUGUUAUAUACAUUUUUUUAUUUGAAAUCUGCGUACACCUACCCUAAGAGUGGCAACGAUUCUGUGAUUCCUCUGAUGUUGUUAAAGUCUUUGUGACCUUGAUCACACAUCAGGUGAUCCCCUACACUCUUCCAUUAAAAUAUACUGAAUAUCAUGUAUUUGAGCAAAAUAUAAGUAAUUUUAAUAUUUUUUAAUGUAUUGAUGAAUUUUAACCUCCUGUCAUCUACCCGAUAAAAGUAAUAGAUUAAUUCCUUUCGUGGAUUUGUGCCCUAUAUGGGGGUUGUGUGUUAGUAUGUUUUUAAAGACGAGUGUAAUAGGAUAUUAAAUAUUAGGUUGGAAAAACAUUAAAAGUGUACUAACUCUGAGGCUUAGACGUGGGAUUAAUACCUUUUUUCUAUAAACAAAUGUAUUUAUACAAACAUGUCCUGCACGGCACAUUGCAGUUUCAAAUCAUAAAACUGCAUACUCAAUAUCUAUACUAAGGCCAGCGAGUUGUGAUAAAAAAUGUAAACAAACGGACCGUUACUAAGUUACAUUGCAAAAGCGACCGAUUAUUAUCUCCGUCCCUAUCACUCGUACGCAGUAAUGGCGUCAGUUGGACGAUGAUAGCAGUUGUUUCGUGGUACAGGAAAGCAGUCGCAGUUGUCAACAUUUAGUCCGCCAUUUUGUGAACAAAUUCAUUCCUGUUUGUAUUGCGUUCGAAGUGAUACGUAUUAUUACGUUUUCGUAUUUACUUAUCAAAGUUAUCAAAAAUAUGAUUAUAUAUUAGUUUAAAACUAAAAAACACGCUAAAAUCCAAAAAAAUCUCUUUGGUAUUCAAAAAUUUCCUAAUAUUAGAUAAAUCGGUUAAAGAUAAUGGUUAAAAUAUAAAAUUAACAUCAAUUCCUGCCUUAUCGACGAUAGAUAAAAUUUAUAUAAAUUAACAAAAAUCUUAUUUUGCAAAUUGAAAAAUGGAAUAAUUUUAUCAAAUUAAUGCAUUGUCAUCGGUUCUAAAUAAAUCUACGAAAUUUGAACGAAAGCUGGCCGUUUAAGCUGGAUCAAAAUAGCGUCCAAAUGAGACGGUUACAAACAAACAUACAUACAGGUGAAGCUAAUAAAAAACCGUGUAAAAAUAUCUUUAUCUUGUCUCUUUGGCCUUCUGUACAACUGUCUCAAUAUGUGUUUUUCCAACCUAUUUAUCUAUUGCUAAAAAAGAAACGGGAAUCUAAUAUGGGCAUACUGUGAAUAUAUUUAGAAGUUUAAUUUCAAUGAGUGGCAUUGAUUUUCUUUCCAUGUCUUCUCAAUAAAGCUCUCAAGUUUUCCUAAAUAAUGGACAGAGUUCAAAUUUGUUGGAUAAAGUUCUGUUUAACAUUUUUUUUUAAUUCUGAAUAAAUAAUUCAAUUUGUAUAAUAAAUAGUCUGGAUGUAUAUUGAAUGAAAAUGUAAGUUGAAAAGAUAAUUUCACUUUCUUUUUAUAAUUUGUUUGUUACAAUAGAAUUCACAACACUGAUAAAGCUUACAAAUCUUAAGCUUAACAUCAGAUAAACGGAAAGCUUAUUUUUUUACACCACAUAAAAAAAAUAUACUUGAACCUUGAAGAUAAUUUAUGCGUCUAGAAUCUAGAUUGAGCCUCUUUCUACUUCUAUAAGGCAACGCAUGAUAACAGUCCUGGUUUAUGACGAUUGUGUAUGACACGUUACGUCUUACACUUUCCAUAUGUCAGUCAAGUGUGCGUGCGUUGCUGAAAAUAGAGGCUAUUUUUACAGUUACAGUUAGCCGCUAUUUUUUUCAACGUGUACACAUCUGUCACAGUCAGUCUAGGCGCAUGAAUUAUCUAUGAAUUGAAUAUAGGCACUAUCACAUUGCAGUAAUUUUUGGAAAUAUGAAGGCAAUGAAACUAACGAACUAUAAGUAAAUGAUUUUAUAACACUCAUGUAAUAUACUCAUAAAACAACCGAAAAAUGUAUUCCGCGCUGUACAUUGAGACAUUGAAAUGAUGGAGACGUAAAAAAGACAGCUAGUGUAUGCCACUGUCCAAACUUUGUGUAAACAAAAGUUACUCACUGUCAAAAUGCGUCACAAUUAGGACACUUUUGACGCAUCGUACAGGAAUUGCGCGCGGUAAUAUCUGCUUCUUUUUAUAUAUAAAAAUAUCAUUCCCAAACAUAACAUAUAUUCACAGUAUGAUAUAUUAUGUCUCUGCAACAGCUAUGGGGUUCUUAAGAAAAAAAAUUGUAGUAAUAAUAUUUGAAAUUUUGAUAAAUUUACAUUAGAAUUUUAGAAAAAGUUUUGUUGUUGUAAGAUGUCUUUAGUGUGAAAUUUAAUAAAGAUUUUAUUUUACGGUA
Messenger RNA from Leptidea sinapis, 8554 nucleotides. It is a transcript of the gene PIG-B, whose product is annotated as GPI mannosyltransferase 3. The coding region runs from base 141 to 1646 and encodes 501 amino acids. The record is from RefSeq and is a predicted model, not a curated record. NCBI's taxonomy places the organism in Eukaryota, Metazoa, Arthropoda, Insecta, Lepidoptera, Pieridae. The transcript is spliced from 10 exons. Gene Ontology annotation, molecular function: alpha-1,2-mannosyltransferase activity. Gene Ontology annotation, cellular component: endoplasmic reticulum membrane. Gene Ontology annotation, biological process: GPI anchor biosynthetic process.